AUUUAUGGUAGUCCAUUUUUCUUGCUAUUUCAUCUCAGUAUCUCGCACCCUUUUCCAUGCAAACUAACAGUCACAGUGUCAUACUCACACUCAAAAUUUUUUUUGGGAGAGGUAACAGCUUUGAUUUAAUUUUCCUUUGCAGCCUUCAUAGCUGACACAAAAAUGAGAAUCUUAUAGUCACCUUUACAUUCUUCGCCUUUGCCACCAACACCACCAUCAAGAAAGCUUAAAUAGGGAAAGAGAAACUUGCCUUUUCAGUUGGCUCUUAAUCCACAGCUUUUGCAAUUCCAUUAGUGUCUAAAUGGCAUACAUGUCUCUUCUUGUUGUUUGGUUCAUUAUGAUUGGUGGUGAAAUGAUGUCAAUGGGAAGUGGUUUACAUAGGGGGCACAUGAUAAUGGAAGAGGAGGAACUGUUGGGAUUGUUUGAAGUGAUGGAUGCUCUUCUGGAAGACCCUGACUGGGCACAAGCACAUCCACAGCCAUGCACAGAUACUCCAUGGCCAGGUGUUGAGUGUGAAGUUAGCAAUAACCCACCAAUCUUUCAUGUCACAAAAAUCCACAUUGGUCCUGAUAUAGUUUCCCCACCUUGCAAACCCUCAGCUUAUGUGUCACAGUCCUUGACAAAACUCAAGUAUAUAAAAACCCUUUCAAUUUUUAACUGUUUUGUUGCUUCACCAGUCACUCUUACCAAAACUCUCUUUGGUCCUUUCUCUUCCCUGGAAAACCUUGCUUUGGAGAAUAAUCCAUCUCUCUUCGGAGAAAUUCCUACAAGUUUGGGAGAUGUUGCCAGUCUUAGGGUCCUUAGCCUGUCCCAGAACAGUUUACAGGGAAAAAUCCCAAGCCAGGUUGGUGGUUUGGUUAGCCUAGAGCAACUUGACCUUAGUUACAACAACAUAAGUGGUCAAAUCCCAAAGGAAAUUGGAGGCCUGAAAAGCAUGACCAUAUUGGACCUUAGUUGCAAUGCAAUUGAAGGGGUUCUGCCUUAUUCUCUUGGACAACUUCAGCUUCUCCAAAAGAUGGAUUUGCAUUCCAACAUGCUUAGUGGAAGCAUUCCUCCUGAUAUAGGAAAUCUCAAGAGGUUAGUCUUGCUUGAUUUGAGUCAUAAUUUUAUUGAGGGGCCCAUUAAUGAGAGUUUGUCAAGUUUAAAGCUUUUAGAAUAUUUACUCAUGGAUGACAACCCUAUUAAAAGAGGAAUACCCCAGUUUAUAGGGAAGCUUAGAAGGCUCAAAUCAGUUAGCUUAUCAGGGUGUGGAUUAACUGGUCCUAUACCCUACUCUUUCUCUUCCUUGAAAAACCUUACAGCACUUUCCUUAGGUAACAAUAGCCUCAGUGGUCAAGUUCCUCCAAAUUUGGGGUCACUCCCAAACCUAGAUCAACUGAAUAUCAGCCACAACAAGCUGAGUGGGGUCCUACAGCUCCCUGGUGACUUCAUUAAGAAGUUAGGUAAAAGAUUGGACUUAAGAGGAAACAGUGAGCUCUGUAUCGGUGAUCAGCCAAACAAGAACCUCUCUUCAUACUUGGAAAUCCCUUCUUGUUUGAACAUGCGACAGAGAACUGAUAACUAUGUUGCUGGUGGCCCACUUGAAGACCUUUCAGGAAUAAAGCCAUCUUGGUAUGAUAGCAACUCAAGUUCAUGUUCAUCAUGGCCAAGUUAUCUACUAGUCACCUUAUUUACCUUGGUUUUAUCGUUCAUAAAUCUCAUUUUGUAAUUAACACUAGACAUUGGUUUUAUAUAAAUGUUUCACUCCUGCCUCCUGAAUCUUAUUAUAAAGGUAUUUACAUUUACUUGUUGGAAACGUGCAUGGAAGUUAUUGAUAUAAGGUCGCAUGCAUUGCAAUGUUUGGUGGCUUCAAUAAUAGAUAGGAUUGCAUGCACUAUGGCAAGGGUGAAAAGAAAAAGAAAAAAGAAACAGAUUUGGGCCUUGAGAUUUGAUUUUGUUUUAUCAUUUAUGUGAAAAGCUGGGUCACAAAUGUGAAGUGUGAAGGCUUUUCAGCGAGUGUUGUUGUCUAAAGCAGCCUUUAGCAAAAGUGUCGUUGCUGACAUUAAUGACCAUGCUCUGGUCACUGUCACCAUGAAAAAGAUUCCCACCUCAGCACUUGUUUUGAUGGGUUGGGAGAGACAGAGAAUCUUAUGAGAAUUUCUCAAUCUUUUUUACCUGUAACUUGCAA
Messenger RNA from Cajanus cajan (pigeon pea), 2167 nucleotides. Lineage: Eukaryota; Viridiplantae; Streptophyta; Magnoliopsida; Fabales; Fabaceae. The record is from RefSeq and is a predicted model, not a curated record.